This is a messenger RNA of Odontomachus brunneus, 1813 nucleotides long. RefSeq lists its product as uncharacterized. NCBI's taxonomy places the organism in Eukaryota, Metazoa, Arthropoda, Insecta, Hymenoptera, Formicidae. The transcript has 2 exons. The coding region runs from base 1297 to 1692 and encodes 131 amino acids. The record is from RefSeq and is a predicted model, not a curated record.
AUCUUUCUCUUUCCCUCUUUCAUCUGCUUGCUACGCACAUCAUAGCGCCGGGAUCGUCACAUAUUAAUCUCGCAGAAAUCGCGAGGCUUUCACGUAACCGCACGCGACACGGUAGAUUUAAUGAGCGGCCGUCGUUGCAACAAUAAUGUGCAAGAGACACGUGCACUAAGCUAACCUAAAAUCCCGUUUUCUUAGAAAUACGAUCGAUUUUUCAUUACAUACCACGUGAUCCUACAGUUCUUAUUUUAGUGGGAUCGUCGUUAGAUCAGAUGAUCGUAGUUAAAAAGUUACGGGGAUGUUUUAUUUAGAAUGAGAUCCUUCGGCAUUUCUGCGAAUUUACUUGGGAAAUAGAGACUGCGGCUCUCUCCUAUGGAUAAAUAAAUUACUUGAGUUUACCUUCAUCUGUACAAUUGAAUGGCGAAUUGUUUGAAAUCCCUGGCGAUCGUGUAUAGAUUAUUCGAAAAUAUCUGUCCAUCGAUAUUAAUACAAGCUAUGAAAAAAAGUUGAUACAAAUGGCUGAGCGAUAUCGUUCAAGAUAUCGAGAAAAGUUCAAGUUGUUGAAUAUUGUUGAAAUGAAAUUUUUUCCGUGUACCAUUAUGAAUCGCCAGACGCUUCUCUCCGUGAAUAGCGAGCUGAAUAAUUAGUUAUCCCUCGCGCUUCUUCUCCCUGUCUCCUAUCAUACCUCGCAUUCUAAAUUAAGUUACUUUAAUUAUCCGCCGCAGCAACGGGUGAACGGAUAAAACGCGUCACGUAACACAAAGGUGAACGUCUGUCCCGUCGAGAGAGAGAGAGAGGGGUGGAAAAGGGGAGAGGGAAGGGAGAGAGAGAGAGAGAGAGAGAGAGAGAGAGAGAGAGAAGCGCGUGGCAGACGCGCGACGAUAUUUUGGCGGGAGAGUCGUAAAAAUAGUGCCUCCGCGGUUUCCUUCCUUCGGCUACGGGACUAUAAUUAGCAGAUCGCGACGUAGAUUUGUCCGCGACGACUCCCCGCAGGUCGCGUCGUCGGUCGACCGUCUCUCUCGGCGCCACAACCGAUGUUCUAGCCAACGAGGACACGGACGAGGAAGCGGAGGAUGCCGCGCGACGCAUCCGGGACACGCCGAUGCAGCGGGCAUCGGCGGGACGCGAGCCGCGGCGCCGGCUGUUUCUCGCAGGGUGCGCGAUGAUGGCGGAACGCGCGCGGACAGGGGCAGUAUCGUCCGGGCCGUCGAUCGAGCACGUGGCAAUCAUCGCCCAUCGCGACGCCGAGCGCAACAGGAGCACGUGCGAGCACCUGGGACGCGCGACGGGAUAAUAUAAAUGCCAGAACGGCACGCCGGCAUCGCGAGUAGCCGAGGUGGCACGACGAUCGCCGUGAACGUGGUGCACGAAGGGCAAGCCGUGGUGAUACCAGCGAGACGACGCAACGCUGGCGAUAUCGUCGUCGUCGUCGUCGUCGUCGUCACCGAGAACGGACCAGUUCCUGGAGAGGAGGAGGAGGAGGAGGAGGAGGAGAAGAAGAAGAAAGGAGAUUGUUGGGACGCGUGCUUGCAUGUAGAUCGCGAAAUCAGUCGCGUCAGCGAGAGAGACACGCGGCAGGAGCAGCAGGAGAUAGGAGAGGAGAAAGAGAACCAAGUUGAUCGUCGCGAGCGGAUCGUGGACUGUGCACGCCGAACUGAACGGCCUCGCGGAUUUUCAUCGUACGGCAGGGGCUAGCGGGAGCCACCACGGGGGCGGGGGUGGGCUUGCCCCUGCUUCUUCUCGUUGUUGCUCUCCUCGACAAUCUUACGCGCGCGACAACGGCCGCGUCGCCGCCGUCGCCACCGCCGCCGCCGUC